ACGAAAAGAUAUGCGCAGAAAAUUGAUACCCAUCAUUUCUAAUAACAUACCCAUCGGUUUCUCGCCAGCGUCCAACUUUCCCACUUUGCGCUCUGCCGCAUCCCACGUCACUUUUACCACCAGCACCGCCGCCAAAAUACUAACACCACGUACAAUGUCUAGCCCAGCGGGUACCAAGCGGGAUGCUGGCCAUCUCAAAUCCCCGGCGACAGACAGCAAAAAAACCAAGACCAAUGGCAGCAUCACGUCGUUCUUUGGUGCCCCGAAGGCCAAACCCACUAACGCCAAUGCCAACGCCAGACCCGCCAGUGUUGUGCCCUCCAACUUCAAUAAGCAGAAAUGGGUGGAUUCGUUGAUGCCGGAGCAAAGGACUUUGCUUAAACUCGAGAUCGACACCAUGGAUGAGAGCUGGCUGGCACGGCUUAAGGAGGAACUGGUAACUCCGGAAUUUCUGGACUUGAAGCGGUUUCUUAAGAAAGAGAAGGACUCGGGUGCGAAGAUCUUUCCCCCAGAGAAUGAGGUCUAUUCUUGGACCCGACAUACACCCUUGAACAACGUUAAGGUCGUCGUCGUCGGACAAGACCCAUACCACAAUCACAACCAGGCCCACGGUUUAGCCUUCUCCGUCCGUCCUCCAACCAUUGCUCCUCCAUCGCUCGUCAACAUCUACAAAGAGAUCAAGAACGACUAUCCAUCUUUCCAGGCACCGCCAAACAAAGGCGGACUCUUAAUACCAUGGGCCGAGCGCGGAGUCCUGAUGCUUAACGCAUGUCUGACGGUUCGCGCUCACCAGGCUAACAGUCAUUCGAAUAGGGGGUGGGAGCGGUUCACUCAGAAGGUGAUUGAUCUUAUCGCCCGGGUGCGAACCCGUGGUGUAGUUUUUCUGGCCUGGGGAGCGCCUGCAGGGAAGCGUGUUGCGGGUAUUGAUAGAAAGAAGCACUAUGUGUUGCAAUCGGUACAUCCGAGUCCACUCAGUGCAUCGCGCGGCUUUUUCAACAACGGUCAUUUCAGAAAGUGCAAUGACUGGCUUGCGAAGCGUUAUGGGCCGG
Molecule: messenger RNA, 1049 nt
Organism: Aspergillus ruber CBS 135680
Lineage: Eukaryota; Fungi; Ascomycota; Eurotiomycetes; Eurotiales; Aspergillaceae
Product: uracil-DNA glycosylase
Exons: 3
Biological process (GO): base-excision repair, AP site formation via deaminated base removal; base-excision repair
Cellular component (GO): mitochondrion; nucleus
Molecular function (GO): uracil DNA N-glycosylase activity
Source: RefSeq, a predicted model, not a curated record